UUAUAUUUUGUGUUUUGUACGAUUAUUUUAUUCAGCAUCAUGUUUCAUCUAGCAAAGACAAUUGGCUCGGUUGCAAAAGCUGCACGGCGUUAUGUGCCAACGAAAAAUUUUAAUCGUACUGCUUCGUUCACAAUCCAUCAUCACUGCCACGACUGUGUGGUCAUUGGAGCUGGAGGAGCUGGGCUCAGAGCCGCUGCUGGCCUCGCUCAAGCUAGUUUCACUGUAGCUUUGGUGUCCAAGCUGUUUCCAACUCGGUCCCACACCAUCGCUGCACAGGGAGGCAUGAACGCCGCUCUUGGAAGUAUGCACAAAGACACCUGGAAGUAUCAUUUUUAUGAUACCGUCAAAGGCUCAGAUUGGCUGGGCGAUCAGGAUUCAAUUCAUUAUCUGACACGAAAUGCUCCAACAUGCGUUAUAGAGCUGGAAAACAUGGGUAUGCCAUUUUCAAGGACAAAGGAGGGAAAGAUAUACCAAAGAUCUUUUGGAGGCGGAACUAUAAACUUUGGUAAAAGUAUAGCCAAACGAACAUGUGCUUGUGCCGACCGUACCGGCCACGCUUUACUUCAUACUUUGUACGGUUACUUAACGCAAUUUAAGCACGUCGACCCAUUCUAUGAGUAUUUUGUGAUGGACAUCCUUGUUCAAGAAGGGGAGGUAGUUGGAUGUCUUGCCAUUGAUAUGAAUGAUGGCAGUCUUCACAGGUUCCAAGCAAAGAACACGAUAAUAGCGACUGGUGGCUACCCAAGGAUGUAUUUCUCAUGUACUGCUGCCCACACUUGUACUGGUGACGGUACAGCAAUGGCCACCAGAGCUGGUAUUCCACUUCAGGAUAUGGAGUUCAUCCAGUUUCACCCGACUGGUCGUGGAGUAGGACCUAAGAAAGAUCACGUCUACCUCCAGCUCCACCAUCUUCCUGCGGAGCUGAUAAAGGAAAAGUUACCCGGGAUUUCAGAGUCAGCCUUCACGUUUACAGGGGCUGAUGUAUACACGCAACCUGUACCCGUUAUACCCACUGUGCAUUACACUAUGGGUGGCCUUCCUAUCAACUACAAGGGAGAGGUCUUAAUGUACCAGGGGGGCAAAGAUUGUACAGUACCGGGACUGUUUGCUGCCGGUGAGGUGGUAACGAAUGCUCAUGGAGCCAACAGGCUGGGUGCUAACUCAAUUCUCGACGUCGUUGUAUUCGGGAAAUCAAUCGCUGACACUAUAAAGAAGAACUAUAAACCAGGUGACAAACAAAUGACCUUGAAAGAUAAUUUGUGUGAUUGUUCUCUUGACAAUUUUGAUAAAAUUAGAAACGCGAAAGGCUGCGUUACAACCCAUGAACUGAGGGAAGCCAUGAGACACACAAUGCAGAACAAAUGUGGAGUAUUCAGAGACGCAAAACUAUUGAAUCAAGCGGAUGAGGAAAUUCAAAAAUGGUACAAGGCUUAUGAAGAUAUCCAAGUAGUGGACAAGCGAUUGAACUGGAAUACAGACCUAAUUGAAACUCUGGAGUUACAAAAUAUGCUGCAGUGUGCUGUGCAGGUGGUGGCUUGUGCUAAAAAUAGGACAGAGAGCAGAGGAGCCCACUUUAGGGACGAUUUUCCUAAACGAGAAGAUGAAUUUGACUACAGUAAACCAACUGAGGGCCAGAAAAAGAAACCAUUCGCUCAGCAUUGGAGGAAGCAUUCGUUGUCUACAUUAGACCUGAGUUCAGGCAAAGUAGAAAUAACUUUUAGACCAGUCAUCGAUAAGACUAUGAAUGAUGAAGUCAAGUGGAUUCCUCCCGUACCUAGAGUCUAUUGAUUUAUUUUUUGCUGUACAUUUACUCUAAAUAGAAGGAGAGGUGGCGCUAGUUUAAAAAGUGAUAAUAUCAGCACAUAUUAUAGUAAUAGUUAUCUCCUCAUAUGUGUGAGCGGUGAGCGUCAACCGCUCAACUACAGUUGCAGUCGGGAGGUCGAAAGUUGCCUGAAAAUUCUUUUAGUCUUUUUAUUAUUCGUUAAGUUUUGUGAAUCAGGUCUAAAGAUGAUCCUUAACUAAAACAAAGGUCAGCCACUAUUCGUUCGUUGUUUUAAACGUCAGUAGAGCAGAUUAAGAUUGCGUUGAUAUGAAAGUAAAAGCGAUUAUGACCUCGUGAAAUUUGUCCAGUUGAAUACUUUGUUGUUAGAAUAAUAGUAAAACGAAUCAGCUGCAAGUUUGCGAAGCACUACCAUAAAUAUGUUGCCCGCUUGGUAUAUAUUUCACAGUUUUAAGUCACUUCAACUGAUGGAUAA
This is a messenger RNA of Spodoptera litura, 2255 nucleotides long. Its product is annotated as succinate dehydrogenase [ubiquinone] flavoprotein subunit, mitochondrial. Gene Ontology annotation, cellular component: respiratory chain complex II (succinate dehydrogenase). Gene Ontology annotation, biological process: mitochondrial electron transport, succinate to ubiquinone. The record is from RefSeq and is a predicted model, not a curated record. Lineage: Eukaryota; Metazoa; Arthropoda; Insecta; Lepidoptera; Noctuidae. Gene Ontology annotation, molecular function: succinate dehydrogenase (quinone) activity; electron transfer activity; flavin adenine dinucleotide binding.